Messenger RNA from Phytophthora sojae, 555 nucleotides. RefSeq lists its product as hypothetical. Lineage: Eukaryota; Oomycota; Peronosporomycetes; Peronosporales; Peronosporaceae. The transcript has 2 exons. Bases 1 to 555 code for a protein of 184 amino acids. The record is from RefSeq and is a predicted model, not a curated record.
AUGCUCAGGUUCGAGGUUUAUUGCGGUAAGAAACAAAACAGUCAGUUUGUUGACACCAGAAGUGGACCAGCUGCUGUGGUUCGAAACCUUAAAGCCUUGUGGGAACAGCGUCGGCUGGAUCGAUCCAAGAAGCGAAUCAUCAUCACUGAUCGCGAGUAUUCUUCGGUGACGUUGAGGUUUCGUUUGAUGGACAUGGGGUACUACAAUAUCGGGACGGUUUCUACGACGCGUCUUGGCUUCCCCGAAGACUUACGGAUGCCGCGCGGCUCAUACAUUCUUGCUCGGAACAAUACGAAUCGUCAAAUGUACUCGGCGCGGUGGGUUGACUCGAAAAUUUGCUACUUUGUGGCGACUGGGGCCUCCGUUAGACUUGCGAUUAUGCGGAGGAAGCAAAAGGACGGCUCACAGGCAAACAUUCCGUGUCUGGAGUUUGUGGUAUUGUACAACAAGUACAUGGGGGUGUUGACAGUCACGGCCAGUUACGUCUGCAAAGGUACGUGUUGCUCUGUUGCGGCUCUGCUGCCCAUCACUAACACCGAAAAUACUUUUGACUAG